GCUUGUGGUUUUCAGAAAAAGUUAAAGAUGUGCUGGAGGUUUAUACUUCCUGUGACUUGUAGCUUAGCAGCUGCUUCCUCCUUAUAUUCAACAGGCAGUGCUGCAGCUUACACAAGAAGGCAGGUCCUGGUAGAAAACAAGGGAUUUACCACUGUCAAGUAUUUUUGCGCACCAUAGUUCAAGAUGUCAGAGCAGGAAGCACCUCAGCAUGUAGAAGAAGAAGACGAACUUGAUGCAAAACUGAACUAUAAGCCUCCACCACAGAAAUCUCUACAGGAACUUCAAGAAUUAGAUAAAGAUGAUGAGAGUUUAGCCAAGUAUAAGAAAACUCUGCUUGGAGAUGGACCUGUUGUUUCAGAUCCUAAUGUUAAAAAUGUUGUAGUCACUCGUCUCAGCCUUGUAUGUGAUGAAGCUCCUGAAGAAAUUACAAUGGACCUCACUGGUGAUCUUGAGGCUAUAAAGAAGAAGAAUUUUGUGUUAAAGGAAGGAGUUGAAUACAGAGUAAAGAUUUGUUUUAAGGUAAACAGAGAUAUUGUCUCUGGAUUAAAAUACAUCCAGCAUACAUCAAGAAAAGGAGUGAAAGUUGACAAAGCUACCUUUAUGGUGGGAAGCUAUGGCCCAAGAAAGGAGGAGUACGAAUUCCUUACACCAAAGGAAGAGGCACCAAAGGGCACACUGUAUCGUGGUGUCUACACAAACAAGUCCCAGUUUACAGACGACGACAAACAUGAUCACUUGUCCUGGGAGUGGAACCUUUCCAUCAAGAAGGAAUGGAAAGAAGAGAAAUGAAAUCACAUCUUAAGUCUUCAUAAAGGGGUGACAUCAAGACUGUGCAAUGCAGGUUAAAGAGCACUGCAUGCCUUAGCCUAUAAGUGAGGCAAAGGAGAAAAUGUAGCCAUAGUAAUUGAGUCACCAUUCAUUUAAUGUUGAGUAAAGUCAGCUAAACAAGCAUACAUUCAAUAAGGUCACAGCUUCAGAAGUCCUUAUGUUAUGUAAUUCUCCCAGGUGUCAGGAUACUAAGCUAACUGCAUUGCUUAAAUUAAAAUAAGACAAAAAUAAUCUCUAGCAUUCAUUUUAUCUUUAUUAUAGUUCUUCCUCAGCUCUUAAGAUCACUGAAAAAUAAGAACAAACUAUAUGUUUAAAUUACUUAUAUAAUAUGUAAUUCUGAAUAUGCUGCUUCCUAGACAGAUGAAUGAAAACAUCCCCAUUGUUGUUCCCUCCUAUAAUUCUGAUUAUAUGAUAAUAUUCGGUUUCUGCAUUACUUCUGCAGCUACAGCACAUAAACUCUGUAAGCAUUUAAAUGGCAUUGAGAUUUAACAUAUGCUGUGUUAGUCUUCAUGGUUACCACUUUUUGAAUAAAUGUUUAUAUAUCGUAUUUCUUUUUAAAGCAUUUUAUUUAAUAAGACUUCAGAUCCAGUGGAUAUUUUUUUAUUCAAGUCAUAUAAAAAAAAAUCGCCAUUGUUUUUGAACGAUAAAAUGGCUACUUGUACAUGAGUUACAUUUGCAUUACAUGGAAGAGAUUCUGUUUUUAUUUUUUAAUACAUUUGCUUGGAUUAAAUGUUGGUAUGAGAUAAUGAUUUUCUUCAGUAAGAUGACUUUGCUUGCAGAGGUUUUCUUCAUGAAAAUGAAAAUGCUUCCACAGAUAAAGGACCCCAGACAAGGCAAAGUAACCCAAGUUGGGCAAGUAACCAUUUUGAUACUGAAUGCAUGGCAGUUUUCCCUUUUUGUUUUGCUAGUAAAAUAGCUGUACUUCGUAUUUGCAGAAUAGUAUCUCUAAAUUUAAUUUCAAGUAUUACUGGAAUGUUAUCCUUCGUGUAAACCUCUGCAAGAACAUUGCAUGUACUCUGCUUACCAGAAAUUCACAUUUUAAGUACAAUGAUCACAGAAACCUUCUCUCAUUACAUCUUUAUUUAGAGAAUAGCAUGAGCUGUACUAUUUAUGUCAUUAGAAAGAGUAUCAGAAAGUGUGCCAUGAAUAGUUUUAUACUCUGCUAUAAAGAUAUAUGCUUGUGAUAUAUUGUUCUCACCUCUUCCACUUAUAAGACCUUAGCCCACAGCUGCUUUAUCUGUCUAUAUAUAUGUAUAAUACAAUUAAUCUUUAUUAGCCUAAUGUAAUCCAAGUCAAAGGCCUCUAAAAGCAGUUACAUUGCCAUUCCAUCAAAUUAACUGUUUUAAAUUAGCAAAUGCAUGCCAUUAUUCACCAUAUCAAUAUCAUUUCAUUGCACAUAGCUGUUGAAGUUUACUAAAUAAUAUAAUAUAUGGAGCAACCUUUUUAAAUUAAACAAGACAUUAGCAACCUUAUUGCAUUAUCCUGCCAAUGUUACACAAGUUAUUAUGGUACAGUGUUAAUGUAGGCAUCACAAUACAACAACAUUUUGAAUUAAAAGCAUGCUCCAGACCAAACAGUGAGGAAGAUGAUGGGGCAAUGAAAACUAACACUACUCAGUAAACAGACCUGCUUCUAAUUAAAAUAAUUAAACUACAGAAUAAUUUGUUUUACUACUUAAUAUUGCAAAACAUCAAAAAGGAACCAGGCAUAUAAAAUGGUAGCAAAUUCGGCAACUUAACAUAUUUUUUACUUCCACUUUCUAUAUCAUUUUUUCCUAACUAAAAAAAUACAUAAAAUAACAAAAAUCUAUAUUCUAUAAAAAGUAACAAUUAUCAGUAAAUUAUGCUUUGAAAGGCUGUGCAUAAGUAUACUAUGCCCAUUACUCACAGGGACAUUUCCUUAAACAUACAUUUUAUAUGGCUCAUGCUUAAGUUUUGGUCCCCCCAAAGAAGACAGCAAAUGAUAUUUGUGUUCCUGCUUGGAGGACAAACAAUGGUGCAGCCCUAUACUUUUCAACAUAUUACUUUAAGCCUACACAGGUUAAUCUAAAUUUAACGCAAACACGUUGUGACCCUUAUGGUGCAAGAGUUUGUUUCUAUGUUUACCUCAAGCGGGUGCUUUACAAAAACACCAAACAAUUUCAUGCAAAGGGGGAAAACACUUUUACUAUGUGAAAAUGGGGAGUAGGUUUGACAUGAAGGUUAAAGUCUUCACCUUAUGGACACAAAAUACAGAGUUUGAUUCUAACGUCGGGUAAUUAGUUAGACUUAAAAUGGCCCUUCAAGGCAGUUAGCCUACUAUUCAGCUGUGAGCCUAUGAAGUGGAUUGUAAAUCAUUUUCUAACUGGUAUGCACUACAGGAUAGUAAGAAAAGUGAUACUCCUCUGAAACAUUAUGUACUAUCAAAAUGUAGAAGAUCAGACUUUAGAAACAUGGAAAGUAAAAUAUGUUAUGCUAAGCAGAAUACUCACAAGUAAAGACCUCUAGCUAGUCUUCAGUGGUUUAUAAUUAUAAUAAUAUUAAUAAUAAAAAUAAUCAUGGAAAGGAGAGACAAGGUCAUGACACUAUACAAAUGUGUUUGCUAUGCUGAGUAUUAUUGUUCAUUGAUAUAUUUCACCUGGAUCAGCAAGAAAUAAGUUGUUCUUAAGGCACUAUUCUGUAUCAUAAACUUGGGAGUUUUGUAAGAAUGGCUUUUCAUGUAAUGUUUGCACAUUUUAUGCAAUGCAUAUUGCAGACAUUUUCCCAACAAAGUAUUUUACAUGGCUUUUAGCAUCCAGAUUAUGUUAACAGCUUUUGCUUUACUAUAUCACCUUUGUUAAUAGUCUUUCAAAUGUAUUUUUAAAUGUGAUCUGAUACUUUAAUAAACAUUCUGUGGGAGAACAGAUAUGUCUACCUGA
Messenger RNA from Protopterus annectens (West African lungfish), 3724 nucleotides. It is a transcript of the gene ARHGDIB, whose product is annotated as Rho GDP dissociation inhibitor beta. Lineage: Eukaryota; Metazoa; Chordata; Ceratodontiformes; Protopteridae. The transcript is spliced from 6 exons. Gene Ontology annotation, biological process: Rho protein signal transduction. Gene Ontology annotation, cellular component: membrane; cytosol; cytoplasm. Gene Ontology annotation, molecular function: Rho GDP-dissociation inhibitor activity; protein binding. The record is from RefSeq and is a predicted model, not a curated record. The coding region runs from base 184 to 789 and encodes 201 amino acids.